This is a messenger RNA of Gamsiella multidivaricata, 1217 nucleotides long. Its product is annotated as PQ loop repeat-domain-containing protein. Lineage: Eukaryota; Fungi; Mortierellomycota; Mortierellomycetes; Mortierellales; Mortierellaceae. Gene Ontology annotation, cellular component: fungal-type vacuole; vacuolar membrane. The transcript has 3 exons. Gene Ontology annotation, molecular function: L-cystine transmembrane transporter activity. Gene Ontology annotation, biological process: L-cystine transport. The coding region runs from base 94 to 1047 and encodes 317 amino acids. The record is from RefSeq and is a predicted model, not a curated record.
CCACCCUUACCCUCUCUUCCAUUGCCCUCAGCUCCCAUAUCGUCCUUUGUUAUUCGCUUCCACUAUACCCAACAAGACUUGGUCAACACAGCCAUGGACCCUGCAAACACCGCUUCGCCGCAAGGUUUUGGCGCGCUCCUUUCCCACGUUAUUGGCUGGACCUAUUUUAUUGCAUGGUCGGCCUCCUUCUACCCACAAGCGAUCCUCAAUUGGAGACGCAAAUCGGUCCGAGGACUCUCGAUGGACUUUAUUUACCUGAACGUCCUCGGGUUUCUCUGUUACUCGAUCUUCAACCUCUCGUUUUAUUACAGCCCAGAGAUUCAGAAAGAGUACCGGAGACGCAACGCUGGUCAGGAUAAUCUUGUGCGUGCCAAUGAUGUCCUUUUUGCCGUCCACGCCCUCAUCCUCUCGACCUUUACGCUCUCCCAGACCUUGAUCUACAAGCGCGACCAUGAUCAAAGGGUCUCGAAUCCCACCAAGCUCUUUAUGCUAAUCACGGUUUCGGGGGCCGGGAUUAUUCUCGCCUCAAGAACGAUCUUCUCGUCGUCGCCAUCGUCGCAAUGGAUCGACUUGCUUUAUUAUUUGAGCUACAUCAAACUCGGCAUCAGCUUUCUCAAAUACUGUCCUCAGGUCUAUCUCAACUACACCUCCCGAUCGACCGUCGGCUGGAGCAUCCACAACAUCCUGCUGGACUUUACAGGCGGCGUGCUCAGUAUCGCACAACUGAUCCUGGACGCGGCGAUCUCGGAUGACUGGUCCGGGAUCUCGGGCGACCCUGUCAAGUUGGGGCUGGGCCUCUUGAGCACCUUGUUUGAUCUGGUGUUUAUGACGCAACACUAUGUCCUAUACCGGAACCGCGAGGAUCGAUAUGCGCCCGUGGCGAUGGUCGAGGAGAAUCAGGGUGAGCACAAGGGGUUGAUGGUUCUGUUCCAGGGGCGGAAGGGGUAUGGGAGCGUUGUGGGGGACGAUCGCGAGGCGGAGAUCGUUGACGAUAAUGGCGCACGACGACCCGGGGGGAGCAUGAAGGAUUUGGAGAUAGGGCGCUGAUGAAGACUGCCGUUAAUCGUGGCACUGAUCGUUGAACAACAACAACAUCAUCAAAAAAAAUAAUCUUUUGCUUUUGCUCUUUCUAGAUAAUAUCCCACUUUCGGCGAUGUGAGGCAUCUCUGUAACAUAGCAUAUACCAGCCAAUACACCUGUAAACAGUAUUCAAGUCG